AUGGCACAGCAGUGCAGCGUGGGUGGCAUAGUGAUGUUUGAUAAUUCUCCCUGUGGAUUCUCACCCGUGACUAAAGAGAAGCUGGUGACACUGCCUUUGGACAUCCAAGAGGAGAAAAGUCUUUACAAACUUCAACUAAGCAACCCUGGUCAAAAAGAGCAUCUGAAUUCAGCUGAGGAGAGCUCUAGCAAAGGCAAUGAUGCCUCUACACGUCUCGGCUUUCUGAAGCAGCUCUGGGAUGUUGUUGAAAGUGAUCAGUUUGAGUCCAUUCGGUGGGGGGACAAUAUAAAGUGUGUAGUGAUUUAUGAACAAUUGUUCAAAGAGGAAGUACUAGUAAGGAGAGGACACCUGAAAAGUUUUGAAAGCGAGAGCAUGAAAAGCUUCACUCAUCACCUCCAUCUGGACAGAUUCACCAGAAAGCUUUGGGGUUUUCCAAAAUCUGGCUCGCACAAUGACUUGCUAGCAGAAGAAACAGCUAGAGACUCUAAGGUGGAGGCAACUACCCUCAGCACAAUAAAGACAUGGACCAGUUGGAGUGAAUCCAGAGGAGGGGCACGAAGAUGA
Charadrius vociferus (killdeer) is the source of this 564-nucleotide messenger RNA. Its product is annotated as heat shock transcription factor, Y-linked-like. Gene Ontology annotation, molecular function: DNA-binding transcription factor activity; sequence-specific DNA binding. Gene Ontology annotation, biological process: regulation of DNA-templated transcription. The transcript is spliced from 3 exons. The record is from RefSeq and is a predicted model, not a curated record. The coding region runs from base 1 to 564 and encodes 187 amino acids. Lineage: Eukaryota; Metazoa; Chordata; Aves; Charadriiformes; Charadriidae.